Molecule: messenger RNA, 462 nt
Organism: Meloidogyne enterolobii
Lineage: Eukaryota; Metazoa; Nematoda; Chromadorea; Rhabditida; Meloidogynidae
Source: the annotation of a GenBank genome assembly
UUCUCUUCAGAGGAGGGCUCAUCUCCUCUAAUUAAUACCCCAUACAAUGAAAGAUCAAAAUAAUAAUUACCCAGGGCAUUUACUUGAGUACACACACGGUAGGGUGCGUGAAUACGUAUCCAGAAAAAUCCCGGAUAUCCGGAAAAUUUCGGAUCGGAUAUCAUAUACGGUAUCUGGGGAUUUUCCCAGAUCCGCAAACCUAAGUACCCAGGGCAAUUACCGUAACUGCUCUAAUAUGCAAUGGACAUAUAUUCUUCAAUGUGUCAAUUUGAUUGGGCGUCUAUUAAAGACUGGGCUUCUAUUAGAGACUGGGAUUAUAUUGCCCCGAUGGGUCUUCUUAGGUGGGCAUGUAUUAGAUAUGGGUCUCCUUAGGUGGGCUUUUAUUAAAUAUGGGCCUCCUUGGGGUCCUCCUUGAGUGAUGGGCCUACUUGGUGAGCCUCCUUGAGUAAUGGGCCUCCUUGG